Xenopus laevis (African clawed frog) is the source of this 3108-nucleotide messenger RNA. RefSeq lists its product as uncharacterized. NCBI's taxonomy places the organism in Eukaryota, Metazoa, Chordata, Amphibia, Anura, Pipidae. The coding region runs from base 559 to 2799 and encodes 746 amino acids. The transcript has 5 exons. The record is from RefSeq and is a predicted model, not a curated record.
UGAACCCAGUCUCCUGCUCAUUAUUAGCCGUGGAAACAUCUUCUGUCAAAUGAUCAAGUACAUGAGAGGCUUGUGCAUGGGGGAUAUAAAGAACCUGGGGGCGGGGAGAUCGGAGCCCGACUGACUGCGUUAUUACAUACUUCCUGUGGUAUAUUUAUGACCAAGACUGUAAUUUCCGGUAGCCGAUCUGGACUUAUCCCCCUCUCUCUCACUCCAGUCUGUUUGUAUAUUUACCCCUCCCACGAGCCAGUAUAAACUCAUCAGCUGGGCGGAGUCGCGCUGAAAGGGGACACUGUCUAGCUUAGUAUAGCCCUCCCCACAGACACACUGCUAGAGAGAUAAAGGUGGUGGAUGGGGGAGAGGAUUCCCCCGAAAUAGGACGAGAACAGAGGAUAUUUAAAGCAUCGCAGGAGCAGACUGGUCCCUCCUCCUCCAUCACAGUCUGUAAUAUGAUAAUAAGUUGUUAUUGCAUACUUGCUAUAUAACAUUGUCUAGCAGCUUCUUUCUGGGAUUCCUAUGGAUAUCCACCUGCAGGAAAUGAGCCCAUAAUAAUAUAAAAUGGAGGACUGCCUUCACACUUCUUCGGAAAAUCUCUCUAAGUUAGUGAGUUGGGCCCACAGUCAUGGAACCAUAUGUAGCCUUAUUCCUAACCUGAAGCACUUGCUUUCUGAGGGUUCUCAUGGCACCCUGACAGCAAUGUGGGGCUGUAGUGCUGGCCAUGCCUAUCACUGGCCAUUGACUACUACUUGUCGUGCUGGACCACAAGAAAGAGUUUGUUUCCAGGACAAUAGAAGCUUCAACUCUGACAGCCCCAGCAUACUUGGUGUACCCUCAGAGACUCAAACCAGUCCCUUGGAAAGAUAUCCAGGGAGACCUGGCAAAUCCAAAUUAGACUGCAAUAGAACAAGGGAUUCUUGUGACUUUCCCUACUGUAGCGAGCCAUCGGAGAUUGAUGAACCAGUAGAGGAAUAUGAAGAUGAAGCCACAUUAUUUGACAUGGUGUGUGAGUCAUCUGUGACUGAUGAAGACAGUGAUUUUGAGCACACAGUCCAGCAAUCAUCAAGUACUUCUCGAAAAAGGUCAAGUGGUGGACUUAACUCUUCUCUUUCAGGAUCCCAGACUCAUAUUGCAGACGAGGAUAGCAGUGAUGUAAUUGUAAAAAAGAUCAAACAGGAAAAUCCUGAAGACUAUUACAUUGUUGCAAAUGCGGAACUCAAAGGAGGUGCUGACGGCCCCACAAUAUCUCUCACACAGAUGUCUAAGCCGAAGAAUCAGACUCUUUCAUCAUCUCCUUUUGUUGGUACGUCAAAAACAUCCAAUAUAGUACCUCCAUCCAUAAACACUGAUUUGGACAUACAAGCUAUUACACCUUCUCCGCUGGUUCUGCCUCGGCAUCCUCCACAAAACCCCCCCCAGAGACCAACACCAACAUCACAAAACAAAACUGUACCUAAUGCUUCCUUAGUCAACCAACAAGUAGCACUUCAAAUGCCUGUCAGCACAUCCACAGGAAAUCCUAAUCAGCCCAUUAGCAUUCCUUUAUCAGCACUUCAAUUGCCAGGACAGGAAAAGAAGGAGAUCUCAGAAGAGCUUCUUCCCCCUGUACUAAAGCCAGUAUUGCCCAAUGAAGUAGCACUUUCACCUUCAAUAAGUGCGGAACCAGAAGUUAGCUCAAGUCAGCAGCAGUCAAAUAACAUCCCAAUUAUCAACUGUGAGACAACACCACAAUCAAUACCAGAUGAGGAUGACAUUUUGGGGGAGCUAAACAGAGAACAGAAUGAGAAGACCAUUAGAAGCACACAAACAGCUCUACGCAACUUUGCAUAUUCCACCAAGCUCAACAGAUUUCCCAUGUUUCAUUUUCAAGAUGAUCUAAAGGACUUGUGUAUCAGUGCAGUCAGCUCGAACACUACCAAGGCUACCUUAUAUGCUCUGAAUGUGUGGAGGUACUGGUGCAUGACAAGGGGAUUGAAAGACUGCAUGGACUUCACUAAGGUCCCUGCUGUUAAGCUGAAUGAGCUUUUGGAGGACUUUUAUGUGACUGUAAAGAAAACUGAUGGCUCUGAUUUUCUGGCAACCUCGCUUCAUGCUAUACGCAGGGGAUUGGACCGUAUCCUGAAGAAUGCCGGAGCUGGAUUCUCCAUCACCAGCAGCGUUUUCAAUUCCUCUUCCCAGAAACUGAAAGAAAAGCUGCGAAUGCUUAACAGAGCUGGCAUGUCUGGGUCCCGCUCACGCAACAUUGUCUACUUUACUCUGGCAGAUGAAGAGGAAAUGUGGAGAAUUGGAUGUCUAGGGGACGAUGGGCCUGUAGCUUUACUGUCUUCAGUGGUUAAAUACAAUAGUCAAUUCCUAAAUAUGAGGACUUUACAGGAACAUGCAGACCUGAUGUAUGGGGAUAUUGAAUUGCUCAAGGAUGCAAACAAUAGACCUUUUUUUGCAAGAACAGAUAGCGUGAAGCGGGACAAGCAGGCUAAUCCCAGCAAGAUGUGCUACGGACAGAUUUACCAUGAGCAUUCAAAAGGCCCCAGGCGAUGUCCAUACUGUCUUUUAUAUAAGUACAUGUACACCUACCGGCCCCCAACCCAGGUUGAAGUGCAUUCCCCUUUUUACCUGACUGCUCGGAAAGAGGUCACUAGCAAUGAAAAGAUCUGGUAUGAGGAGCAGAGAAUGGGCCUUCGAUCUCUGCGUGGCGUCGUUCCAAAACUGGCAAAGCGCGUGAAGCUUGACCAAUGUGACAAUUACACCUUUGUCUCAUUUACUCAAACAUUAAAAAAGUUUGGCCCACUCCACAGCUAUUAAUAACGAUAACGCUCAAAUAUGAUUAAUAACUAAUGAUUUAUAAAUUAGUUACGUGUACAUUCAACCCAGUGGGAGGGAACAUAGGAGAUGUAAUUUACUCACAACUGGGAAUAUGGCAGAAUUUAUAUGACAUGCAAUGUUAUCUAUGGGAUCAGGUUUUGGCUAAAUAUUGCUUAAAAGUAUCACAGGAUGUAGUUUCUUUUUUAAGCAAUAUUAAAAAAUGAACAGAGUUGUCUAUUAGUGCCUUUUGGGAACAUUUGUUUAAAGUACAACAAUAAAUAGACAAAAAAACAAUCACUAAUACCCAAA